UCGGCCCCCCGCCGCCGUCACCUCCGCUAUUGCUGCUUCUGCUAAUGCUGGGUGUCGGGUACCAUGCCCGGGAGGUGCUGGUCCCAGAGGGGCCUCUCUACCGAGUGACUGGCACAGCCGUCUCCAUCUUCUGCAAUGUCAGCGGCUACGAGGGCCCUGCCCAGCAGGACUUUGAGUGGUUCCUGUACAGGCCUGAAGCCCCAGAGGCCGCGCUGGGCAUCGUCAGUACCAAGGAUGCCCGCUUCUCCUAUGCCGUCUUCGGGCCCCGCGUGGCUGCUGGGGAAGUGCAGGUGCAGCGUCUGCAGGGCGAUGCCGUUGUGCUCAAGAUUGCUCGCCUGCAGGCCCAAGACGCGGGCAUUUAUGAGUGCUACACCCCUUCCACUGAUGCCCACUACCUGGGCAGCUACAGCGGCAAGGUGGAGCUGAGAGUUCUUCCCGAUCUGCUUCAAGUGUCUGCUGCCCCACCUGGGCCCCGAGGACGCCAGGCCCCCACCUCACCCUCCCGCCUGACUGUGCAUGAGGGGCAGGAGCUGGCCCUGGGCUGCCUGGCGCGGACGAGCACCCAGAAGCACACACACCUGGCUGUGUCCUUUGGCCGGGUGGUGCCCGAGGCACCCGUGGGGCGAGCGACCCUGCAGGAGGUGGUGGGGCUCCGGCAAGAUAUGGCCGUGGAGGCUGGGGUCCCCUAUGCCGAGCGGCUGGCUUCAGGGGAGGUGCGGCUGGGCAAGGAGGGGGCUGACCGGUACCACAUGGUGGUGGGGGGUGCCCAGGCAGGGGACUCGGGCACCUACCACUGCACAGCUGCCGAGUGGAUUCAGGAUCCUGACGGUAGUUGGGCCCAGAUCGGGGAGAAGAGGGCUGUCCUGGCCCACGUGGAUGUGCAGACGUUGUCCAGCCAGCUGGCGGUGACAGUGGGGCCUGGGGAGCGUCGCGUUGGCCCCGGGGAGUCCUUGGAACUGCUGUGCAACGUGUCAGGGGCCCUGCCCCCAUCGGGCCGCCAUGCCACCUACUCUGUGGGCUGGGAGAUGGCACCUGCUGGGGCCCCUGGGCCUGGCCGCCUGGUGGCCCAGUUGGACACAGAGGGGGUGGGCAGCUUGGGCCCCGGCUACGAGGGCCGGCACAUUGCCAUGGAGAAGGUGGCGUCCAGGACCUACCGGCUGCGGCUGGAGGCUGCCAGGCCUGGCGAUGCGGGCACCUACCGCUGCCUCGCCAAAGCAUAUGUCCGAGGCUCGGGGGCCCGGCUUCGGGAAGCAGCCAGCGCCCGCUCCCGGCCCCUCCCUGUGCACGUGAGGGAGGAAGGUGUGGUGCUGGAAGCGGUGGCAUGGCUCGCAAGCGGCACUGUGUACCGGGGGGAGACCGCGUCCCUGCUCUGCAACAUCUCUGUGCGGGGUGGGCCCCCAGGGCUGCGGCUGGCGGCCAGCUGGUGGGUGGAGCGACCUGAGGAGGGGGAGCUGGGUACUGCCACCGCCCAGCUGGUGGGGGGCAUGGGCCAGGACGGCGUGGCGGAGCUGGGGGUCCGGCCUGGAGGUGGCCCUGUCAGUGUGGAGCUGGUGGGGCCCCGAUGCCAUCGGCUACGACUGCACAGCCUCGGACCCCAGGAUGAAGGCCUGUACCACUGCGCCCCCAGCGCCUGGGUGCAGCAUGCCGACCUCAGCUGGUACCAGGCGGGCAGUGCCCGCUCGGGGUCUGUCACAGUCUACCCCUACACGCAUGCCCUAGACACCCUGCUUAUGCCCUUGCUGGUGGGCACAGGGGUCGCCCUUGUCACCGGGGCCACUGUCCUUGGCACCAUCACCUGCUGCUUCAUGAAGAGGCUGCGAAAACGGUGAUCCUUCCAUCCCCAGGUGAGGGAGCCAGCCGGACCCCCCAGCCUGCCUUCCUCUGGCCAGCUCUCAACUCUCCUCCCUCCGUCUGCCCCACUGCCCUCCUGUUAGUCAGUUGGAUGAGAGCCAGGAGGGGUCCUCUACUGGGCUCACUCUGCCCCCCUCGCCCGCCCCCCCCCAGUUCUUGCAGGUGUCCUGUCUUCCAGCCCAGCUCCCAGCACUUCUCUGGUUGCCUGGAUACCCUCUCCCUCCGCCCCGGCCCUUCCUUUAAUUUAUUUGACCUGCUUUUGCCCAGAGUGGGGGACAUGGAUCCCACCCCCUACCCCCCACUCCUGCCCUCCCAACCUCCUUCCUCCUCAUCUCACACCCACCCCCUAAAGAGGCCAUCCCAGGUCCAAGUUCGUUUUUCUAAACUGUGAAUAAACUGGUUUUGUACAA
Molecule: messenger RNA, 2261 nt
Organism: Echinops telfairi (small Madagascar hedgehog)
Lineage: Eukaryota; Metazoa; Chordata; Mammalia; Afrosoricida; Tenrecidae
Gene: IGSF8
Product: immunoglobulin superfamily member 8
Exons: 6
Coding region: 45-1829 (594 amino acids)
Source: RefSeq, a predicted model, not a curated record